CGAACGCAGUGUUUAUAUGGAAGAAGCCGUAGGAGAAACAUUUGGAAGGAACUGAACGCUCGCCUAUUCUCUUUCAUUAAGUCAGUGUUUAUUUGCAAAACAAAAACGUGAAAUCCUUGGGCCAGAAGAAGAAGAGCUGACCACUCGUAAUAUACAGAAAAUGGCAGCGUUCCUUUAUUUAUUAUCGUGGAUAUCGACAGUGGUUCAUAUUUGCUUAGGAACUCUUGCUCUCGCUGCAGCAUUAUAUUAUCUGGCUGAGUUAGUGGAGGAAUAUACAAGUACAGCAGCAAAGGUGUUACGAUAUUCAAUAUGGGGAACUAUAGGCUUGUACGUGUUACUCUUUCUGUUUGAGAGCUUACCAUCAACAGUGGUCUUCUGUGGUCUCGUCUCCCAGCUGGUACAUCUGUCCAUUUUAAGAACCUUCCCCUACUUUUUCCUCACAUCAUUACCCUUCAUUUUAGGUGUUGUAAUGUUUAUCGUCAAUCACUACUUGGCUUUCUCAUUCUUCGCAGCAUAUUAUUAUCCAGCAUCAGAGGUUUUGGCAUAUUUCACACUUUUUGUGUGGUUGGUUCCCUUUGGAUUCUUCAUCUCACUUUCGGCUAAUGAAAAUGUCUUACCAACACAUGCUGAGUCCCGGCCAUUGCUAUCAAAUGACGACGACUUUGUUACGGGCUACUUCAACAAGAAAGGAAAGAGGUAUGGCUUGCUUUCCUUCUUCAAUUACCUCAAAGAAGAGUUCUUCCCACAGCGAGGAAAGAAAGCCUUCUAGCCCUAGGGAGGAGGGUGACAUCAGGUGCUUUUAUGGGUCGCAGCCUCUUCCAGUCGGACUGUUUCAUCACAUGGUGAAUGCUGACGAAUAUAUACAUUAUUGUGACCACAUGUGAAAAUCUUAAAUGCUAAUUGAUGAUGAACAGGAAAAUAGAACUUGUUGAUAGUCCCCUCAGCCACGAGGCAUUAUAGAAUCACUUGAAGUAAGGAGAUGUUCAUGUUUGAAAGGGCCAUGCAGUAAGAAGGAAUGUACUAAUAGUGCACAAUAUAUAUCAUGCAGCCUAGAGUCGUUCAAUAGAUUUCAAGAUAUUCAAGCAUCUACUCAUGAAAUUUUACAGUUGGUAGAGCCAGUGAUUCUUGUCUUUUGGGUGACAUUGUCAUUACUAUUGCUUAUUUGAAUGUAUGCUUUUCUUGUUUGCAAGCAGAUAUGUACAGGGCAUUUUGGGGGAUAAAACAGUCCAUCUUCUGUAAAUAGAAAAAUGUUAAUCUUAAAUCUCACAAUCUUGUAAUGAGAGCUUAUUUAUGACAAUAGAAUUAGAGGAAUGAUUAA
Penaeus vannamei (Pacific white shrimp) is the source of this 1318-nucleotide messenger RNA. RefSeq names its product protein TEX261. The record is from RefSeq and is a predicted model, not a curated record. NCBI's taxonomy places the organism in Eukaryota, Metazoa, Arthropoda, Malacostraca, Decapoda, Penaeidae. Gene Ontology annotation, biological process: endoplasmic reticulum to Golgi vesicle-mediated transport. Gene Ontology annotation, cellular component: COPII-coated ER to Golgi transport vesicle; Golgi membrane; endoplasmic reticulum membrane. Gene Ontology annotation, molecular function: COPII receptor activity.